Messenger RNA from Acipenser ruthenus (sterlet), 4073 nucleotides. RefSeq names its product sphingomyelin phosphodiesterase 5 (gene smpd5). Lineage: Eukaryota; Metazoa; Chordata; Actinopteri; Acipenseriformes; Acipenseridae. Bases 592 to 2337 code for a protein of 581 amino acids. Gene Ontology annotation, molecular function: sphingomyelin phosphodiesterase activity. The transcript has 8 exons. Gene Ontology annotation, biological process: sphingomyelin metabolic process. Gene Ontology annotation, cellular component: extracellular region; cytoplasm. The record is from RefSeq and is a predicted model, not a curated record.
CCUAUAGCCACAGCGCUUGCUGCGUCCCGCCUCCGGAUAAGCAAUCUGUCAACUGUGAUUUGCGAAUGUCAGGUUUGAUUGACAGGCCACCAAUACUACAUCCCUUCGGUUUAUUUUUCUAAUCGCAGUAGAUUAGACGGCACCUCUAUAUUUUUUACGUCUAGUUAUUAAAGUGGGCUCAGAAAAAUAAAACAAUUAUUGAGUCGGUGCCGACCCCCCCAAAGGCUGGGCCAGGUUGCAAUUGCACCCCCUCCCCCUCCGUGUCCAAGAAUUGAAUUGAGCCGUGUAAAAUGCGGCGGUUUGUGGGAAAAUACAAAUGCGAUAGAAGAUGAAUGGAUUUUUGAUUGAUUAAAAAAAAUACUAGUACUAAAAAAAAAAAAAAAAAAAGUUUUGCCAAAACCGAGAAUUUGAACUUUGACCUGGCAUCGUUGUCUCCCAGGUAAGAAGAAUCGACUGUUUGUCUCAGGCAUGAGAAACCAGUAGAACACAGCAAAAUAACCGUGAGCCAACCUUGAAACGAGAAGCCUGACAACCCAAUAAAAACACAAGGCAUUUUUUUUUCUACUCUCCAUUGUUUCCUCAGAAGUGCCCAUGGCUCUGCGUGAGUCUCCCUUUGCCAAUGGGUUCAUCGCUGGCCUGCACAGCCUCUCCUGGUGGCUCAUCUUCCCCUGCUUCUGGUUUAUGGACCGGAUGAUCGCAGUCUGCCUCACCACCACGCUGGAGAAGAAGCAGCGACGGGAGGAGGAGUGCUAUCUCGGCCCUCUCAGAGUAUUCUUUGGUCUCCUUAUCUUCCUGGCUCUCUUCGUGCUUACGGCUCCUGUAGCCCUGAUUGGCUUCCUCAUGUGGGUGCCCCUGCAGGCGACACGCAGGCCCUUCAUCUACUCCCAGCGGACAACUACCAAUCCGGAGGAGGGGGCCGUAAAGAAUCUGGCAGAGGGGAGGGAAGGCUUCGGCUUUGUGACAGCCAACCUCUGCCUGCUUCCAGACAGCUUAGCCCGGUUUAACAACCUGGGCCACAGCCAGGCGAGGGCCAACCUGAUUGGUAAGACUAUCGUUCAGAGUGUCAACAGGCCCCAAAAUUGCGUGGUCUCGCCCAGCAGCGACACAAUGAGCCAUUGCAGCCGGGACAACCUCCUUGCAUCCUCUCUUUAUUAUGGGUCCAUAGACUCCCAGACCCCCAGCAGGCCUUGCUUGGGAUUUGAUUCCAGCCUGCCCUUGGAGGAAGUUGUCUGCGAAAGUGGGGGAGGGGGGGUGGGUUCUAACACCAACGCUGCCAACAUCAUUGUUGGAACAGAGCAGAAUGCUGGCGAGUCGGACAUUGCUCCUGAUGCAGCAGAAGUGACGAAGGGCAACAAUUUCAACCAGAAUUCCGACAGGUGCAAGGCUGGCUGGAAAUCUCAGAAAUUGGGCGAUGUCCCCUGGGAGAUCUCUCCAUUGUUCCCCGCCAACAUAGACUUUGUCUGCCUCCAGGAGGUUUUUGAUAAGAGGGCAGCCCAGAAGUUGAAAGACAUCCUGAGCCCCACCUUCAGCCACGUGCUCUACGACGUGGGUAUCUAUGCUUUCCACGGCUGCUGCUCCAGCUUUAAGUUCUUCAACAGCGGCCUCUUCUUUGCCAGCCGCUACCCUGUCCUGGACGCCUCCUUCCACUGCUACCCCAAUGGGAGGGGGGAGGAUGCUUUGGCUGCUAAAGGAUUGCUUUCUGUCAAGGUCCAAGUUGGUAGAAAUUCCCAGAAGAAUAUUGUGGGAUAUUUUAACUGCACGCAUCUUCAUGCUCCUGAAGCCGAUGGAGAAAUCCGCAAUGCACAGCUGACUCUGGUGAGCAAGUGGAUCAGUGAUUUCCAGGCACUCGCGAAGAGAGACGAUGAGAUUGUGGUGUUUGAUAUACUCUGUGGGGACUUCAAUUUCGACAACUGCUCCCCUUAUGACUCCCAUGAGCAGAAGCACAAGAUCUUUGAUGACUAUAGAGAUCCGUGUCGGGUUGGGCCAGGCCAGGAGGAGCCGUGGGUCACAGGAACUCUGUUGGAACAGCCUACAAUGUAUGAUGAAGAAGUUCUGACCCCGGAAAGCCUGCAGAGGAGUUUAGAGAAUGAAGCUGUGCGGAGGAGGUUCAUCGCUCCUCCCGUUGGCUUAGACGGGGGUUCCUGUGACUACCCAGAGCCUGGAGCCCCCUGGGUGGGGAGACGCAUUGACUACAUGCUGUACAGAGAGGCAACCCUCUCCCAGCUCUGCAAAACCGAAAUUGAGGAAUUCACUUUUAUCACUCGGCUUGCUGGACUGACGGAUCACAUACCUGUAGGCAUGAGACUCUGUGUGUCUGUGAAUACAGAGGAUCUGUGAGGACGACAUGAAAACAGAGCACACGCGUUACUGCAGAAUUCCUUUCAGCAUGAUACAGAAAGAACAAUUGUCAACAGAGAGGUCCAGCUGUAUUUAUGACACACAAACCCCUAAAACCAUCAUUAGGGUGCAUUGCAGGGUCGUUAUGAAGGAGCAGUGUGGAUGGAGUUGGUGGGUAAUUGAAUCCGACACACAUUCUGCCACGGAUAUUUCUAUAGAUUUUUGUGAAGCUGGGAUUUCUUACAGACUUUUCAGCGAUUUGAAGGUGAAAAUGAACUGAGACCAAAAUUUGUUCCUAAACCUACUUGCAGAUUUUAAUUGCACUGGAUUGUGAGUUUAUAAUUUUUUGUUUUGUUUUUAAGAAUUUGUUUUUAAAUAUUCUACACGGUUGAUUGUGUUUUGAAAUACAAUACAAGACUAAACUAUGUCAAAUCUGUUUAGGAUAUCAUUUUUGCCUCUGUGUCCCAUCAAAGGGUUACUUGUGUUGGUACUUUUUUGAUUUUUGUUUUUGUGUUAUUUUUUUUAUUUAUUUUUUUAAUCGUUGAAACAUACAAUGUUUUACAGACUUUUAUGGUGGGUUGAAUUCAUUUAUAUUUUGUUUAGAAGGGGGUACACAGCAAUUUCAUACAGUGUGAAGAAUAUAAAUGUAACCUGUUUUGUUGUUUGUGUGCUGCGUCAAUUUCUAUUUCAUACAAUCAAAGUGCAGUAUCUGUUAGAAGGAUUGAUCUGUGGCUAGCGUGGUGUUUAAUGCCAAGCAAAGCUUUGAAUCUUGACACAUUUGAAAAUGAUGCUGCUGUUCAUUCUGGAGAAAAGGAAAUAGGGAACAUGUGACUGAAAGAUACAGCUAUGGUUCUCAUAAGGGAGCUGCAUGCCAUACUGAGGUGUAUAUAUAAGGAGGCUUCAAAUUACUAUAGUAACAGUGGGUCUGAUAAAAACUGUAGCCUUAUAAUAGGCAGCUGUAUAAAGAGGAUCUUUCUCACAAAGCUUUACUUUUGAAAAGGCUUCUCUUCACAAAAAGAUGUGCAAAAUCAAUAAACAAAAACACUUGUUUUUCUCUUACUAAUUAUUGUGGCCAAACAAAACCAGUUACCGGUGGCAGAUUGCUUGAUGGGUUGUGCAAGAUUGUAUAAUGGAUGUCUUUUUUUAAUAUGAAUUGGUAAUUCAAUGGCACAAGUCUUUCAUUGAUUUGUAAAGCACAUGUGUGUGCAUGCUACCUGUGAAAGGCUGUCACUGAGCUUGUACAUCUAGUUUGGAAAAAAAGAGACUCAUCAUAUGUAAAAUAAAAACAUGUUGGUUUGCACUGGAAGCUGUACAAUUGCUAGAAUUAUUAUUAUUAUUAUUUUUUUUUGUUUUGUUUUGCUAAACAUGCAGCACAUAGUAUUUCCAGAGUGUGCAUGGUAGAUGAUGUAAUAAUAAUAAUAAUAAUAAUUCAACAGUAGCACUGGCCUACUGACUUACACUGUUAUAAUAAUGGAUCUCGGAGCAAAUCAUUGCACUAUGAGCUUAGUGGAUACACUUCAGCUGUCUGUAUUUUCCCAGGGUGCCAAAGAGAAGGGAGUUGAGACACCCAUUAUUAAUGAAGAUAUGGAGAUGGUGAUUGCAAAACUAAAUUGCCAAACUCUUUAGUUUGCACGAGGGUAAAUAUGUGUGAAACAAUGAGGUGGGAUACUGUCUUACUCACCAAAACAGCUAUUUUGUAUUUGCAUCUUGGUACAAAAUAAAACAAUGCAAACCUG